Messenger RNA from Ricinus communis (castor bean), 930 nucleotides. RefSeq lists its product as uncharacterized. The transcript has 7 exons. The coding region runs from base 1 to 930 and encodes 309 amino acids. The record is from RefSeq and is a predicted model, not a curated record. Lineage: Eukaryota; Viridiplantae; Streptophyta; Magnoliopsida; Malpighiales; Euphorbiaceae.
AUGACCAAGAGAUCCAAUCCUGAUCUAGUAGACCCUCUACCAGAACUAGAGCGAUCCCUCAGGCAGUUGAGGAAGCGGUUAAACGUAGAGGAGGAAGAGAUUCAGGUUGAAAAAGCCAUAGACAAGAGUGAACUGGAAGACACUACAGUAGAGAUGUUUGAUGAUGAUUUGAUGUACGACACCGAGAGAGAUGGUAGCAGCUCAGGUGGUUCUUUAAGCAGUAAGACACCAGAGCAAGCCCAAAGCUUGAUAGAGGAAAUGGCCACAAACAAUUCCAAUGGCAAACUACUAGGAGCAGGACGGGACGUCAAAUGGAGGAACAACAACAACAAGGGGCCACUAGGGUUUCGGCGACUACAUCAGCAACUGCCACAAUCUAUUCUCCCACCUCAGUCUCCUCAGACUCAAGAGAAAGAGCCUAACUUAGAGGAGCUGAUGAUGAAGUUUGUAGAUUCAAGCAAAAAGGUUGAAGAUAACAAGGCAAAGAAGGAAGAGGCAAAGAAGAUUCCACUAAGGGAAUACCAUCCCAAAAUUUCGUACCCUGCUAGGUUGAAAUGCCUAGGUGAUUUAACUAUUAGUGAUGCUUUAGCUUAUUUAGGAGCUAGCAUUAAUGUAAUAUCGUACAACCUAUUUGCUAAGUUGGGGCUGGGAGAGACAAAACCUACUACUAGGAUGAGUAUACAACUAGUUGAUAGGUCAGUCAAGCAUCCUAGGGGUAUUGUAGAGAAUGUGCUAGUUAAGGUGGAUAAAUUCAUAUUUCCUGUUGACUUUGUGAUCUUAGACAUGGAUGGUGAAAAUAGUGUAGCUUUCAUUCUAGGUCGACCUUUCCUUGCAACAUCUAGGGCAAUUAUAGAUGUUUAUGAUGGAAAGCUUGAACUUAGGGUAGGGGAUGAGACUGUCACCUUUGACUUGAAUAAUUCUAUGAAAUAG